Linum trigynum is the source of this 1527-nucleotide messenger RNA. The record is from the annotation of a GenBank genome assembly. Lineage: Eukaryota; Viridiplantae; Streptophyta; Magnoliopsida; Malpighiales; Linaceae.
AUGGCCAAAGAUGCAUCAUCAUCUCUCCAGCAGAAUCUCUCCAUAGGAUUGCCCCCAACCACCCCUCCACCACCUCGGCCCCCGCUUCUUUCCCACUACGACGUCUUCCUCAGCUUCAGAGGGGAAGACGUCAGGGGAAAGUUCGUCGACCACCUCUACUCCAGACUCCGGGGUCUGAAGAUCAACGUGUUCAUGGAUAGCAAGACGAUGUCGAGAGGAGAUGUCAUCGAGAAGUCCAUCCUCACAGCAAUCGAGCGGUCGAGGGUCUUUGUGGUUCUGUUCUCUUCUCGGUAUGCAGACUCCAUGUGGUGCUUGGAUGAGCUGGUGAAGAUAAUGAGAUGCGCGAAAAGGAAGGGACACGUGGCUAUGCCCGUCUUCUUCCACGUGUCACCAGACGAUGUGGCGGGCCAGACCGGGGUCUACGAGGAGGCGUUCGUGAAUCAUGAGAAGGGUGGGUUCAAGAAGAAGAGGGUCGAGAAUUGGAGGAAGGCAUUGGUUGCCGUGGCUGGGAUUUCUGGAUGGUGUUUCGGCGAAAAUGAAUCAGAAGCAACCUUAGUGGAAGAGAUGAGCAAGACAAUCCAACUCAAGCUGAACGAGAUCACCGCCGAAGAAGAAGAAGCCCAUACCAAAAUAACUCCCAUAAUGGCGACGACGACUCUCAAGGAAAAACACCUCUUCUCCUACCAAAACCUACAAGACAUCGCCAUCGUCAGGAUCUGCGGAUUGGGCGGCCUAGAAAGCACCAAGUCAGCAAAACUCGUGUACGACAAUGUGCUCGCCCGCAGGGAAUCACAACUCCCAUCCACCACCAAUCACAAAAACGACAAGACAUUUCGACUCAAACCAACCCGGUCGGACCAGCAGGACCACCCGGAGCUGAAAUGGACCCGGAAAGUAUGGGACAACGACGGAGGAGACAUCAUCACCGCCGUGCGAACGAAUCACACCGCCAUCGGCGGGUACAAAAAGGUCCUGGCACUCGUCGACGACGUCGAGAAGCUGGAGUCGCUCCUCCGUUUCGCUGCGGUGAUGGGUUGGUUGGGUUCGGGCAGCCGGAUCGUCCUCUCGACCGUGGAUGUUUCCAAGAAGAUUCUCAAAGUGAUCCACAUAUACAUGGAGGGUCCCACAGGAGGAGAAAAUGGUAAUUGGGCUAAUAAUAAUAAUAAGUAUUUGGACGUUGCUUGCUUUAUGAAGGAGAUGGUCAACGGCGGGGAUCUAAUGAAGAGGGUGGAUAAAUGUCUAGCCAAUGGCGGUUUGCCGGCGGAGAUCGACGUCAAGGUUCGUGUCGAGAGGUUCGACAACGUUGGGAUGGUUGAGAACGGGAAGCUGGAGGUAGCGGCGACGGCGUCAGAUAAUGAUGAUGAAGAAGACGGUGAAAAUGGAACAUUGCUGGAUGGGGAGAUGUGGAAGAAGAAGAAGAGUAGUUCAGAGGGUAAACAACCAAGAGUAAUGCAGGUUUCGAUCCUUGUGUUCGCUGUUGUUUUCAUUGUAUCGAGAGUAGGCCCAAGAAGCCCAGUAGUCGCUUGA